AGGCACACAGGUACUCGUUUCCCAUGUCAAUGGACUCAACUCGUCUCCUCCGAAAUUCCCACCCUUUCACAUUCACACUCUCUCCAUCCUUCACCAAAACCCGCCAUUAUCCACUCUCUCUUCCCGCCGCAAGUUCCAGCAAACUCUUCUGCAUGCUCAAAACCACCCGAAACGACGCCGCCGUCCCCUUCGACGACGCCGCUUACGAGGCCGAGCGCCACACCCUCGACGCCCAGGCUCGCCAAGCCAUGGCCGAUGAGGCAGCUUCCAACGUCACGGAAGACCCGAAAGCUUGGAAAUGGGUGAUCCGGAAGAGAAUCUGGGACAUGAUGGAGGCCCGCAACAUAGCCCAGAACCCGAGGCCUGUCCACCACCGCAUCCCCAACUUCGUCGGCGCCGCAGCCGCCGCCGACAAAUUGGGGCAGUUGGAAGCUUUCCGGGUCGGGAACUGUGUGAAGGUCAACCCGGAUUCUCCUCAGAAACAAGUCAGGUUUCUCACACUGUCUGAGGAGAAGAAGUUGUUAACUCCUCAACCCCGAUUACGGACUGGGUUUUUCUCUGUGCUUGAGUCUCAGAUGUUGACUCCUAGUACUAUGAAGGAGGCGUGCACGUCUGUUGGGGUGGCUAAAUACGGGCGGCCCAUCGGAUUAGAUGAGAAAAUCAAGGUUGAUCUUAUUGUCAUUGGUUCUGUUGCUGUUGAUCCCAGGACAGGUGCUCGACUUGGCAAGGGUGAGGGAUUUGCAGAGCUUGAAUAUGGAAUGCUGCGAUACAUGGGAGCGAUUGAUGAUUCAACACCAGUUGUCACCACUGUGCAUGACAGUCAAUUAGUAGAUGAUAUUCCAGUUGAGAAGCUGUUAAUCCAUGAUGUGCCGGUUGACAUCAUAUGCACUCCAACCCAGGUCAUUUUAACCAACAAAUCAAUUCCAAAGCCCCAAGGGAUUUACUGGGAAAAAUUAUCUCCUGAGAAGCUUGGGCAAAUUAGAAUACUCCGAGAGCUGAAGAAAAGGAUUGAACAAGAGACUGGAAAAAAAUUGCCAUGCGGUCCAUCAGAGAAGCUGCCUCCCACAGCGCGAAGAGGAAACUUGGUAGGUGUCAAAAGGAAGUGAAAUCUUUCUUAAACCAAUAGGAACACUGUUUGUCUGUUGUGUAAAUGUGUAAUACUAGAUGCAACUGUAGUAACCUUAAUUCUGUUGCACCUUGAACUUGGUUACAUUAAUCUAUAGUCAAUGUAUAAAUGUAUUGUUAACUCAUUCUGCAGUCUA
Argentina anserina (silverweed cinquefoil) is the source of this 1262-nucleotide messenger RNA. Its product is annotated as 5-formyltetrahydrofolate cyclo-ligase-like protein COG0212. Gene Ontology annotation, cellular component: cytoplasm. NCBI's taxonomy places the organism in Eukaryota, Viridiplantae, Streptophyta, Magnoliopsida, Rosales, Rosaceae. The transcript has 6 exons. The coding region runs from base 24 to 1106 and encodes 360 amino acids. The record is from RefSeq and is a predicted model, not a curated record.